UUGUUCCUUACGAGAUCACAGUCUACACCAGCGACAUCUUUGGAGCCGGGACAGAUGCAGAUGUUUUCAUUGUUCUCUAUGGAAGUGAUGGGAUCUGCACUCAGCAGAAGUCCCUGUGUCUCAACAAGAGAGAGCAGAGGAUGUAUUUUGAAAGGAACUCGGUGAACCAGUUCAUUGUGGAGCUGGAGGAUGUUGGUGACAUCAUUGAGAAGAUCCGCAUAGGACACAAUGGUGGAGGAGUGAACGCCGGGUGGCAUUUGGACCGUGUGGCGAUUCGGAGGCUGUUGCCAAACGGGAAGGGCUCGGAAACCGUCACGUUUCCAUGUGAGAGAUGGCUUGCCAAGUCUGAAGACGACGGCGAGAUUGUCAGAGAACUGGUACCAUCUGAUAUUUUUACUGAGAAACUGAUGAAGGAUGGGACACUCAAACAGAUAGAAGAAGAAGUUGAAGACCCAUUAGAAGUUCACACAUACAAGAUCAGCGUGUUCACUGGAGAUAUCUAUGGCGCUGGGACAGAUGCUAAUGUUUUCCUAAAUAUCUACGGAGAUCUGGGGGACAUGGGAGAGAGAAAACUCAGCAAAUCUGAAACAAACUUCAACAAGUUUGAAAGGGGACAGGAGGACACGUUUACCAUCCAGGCUGUGGACCUCGGCAUUUUGUACAAGAUCAAGAUCCGCCACGACAACAGCAUGUUCAGCCCUGACUGGUUCCUGGACAAGGUGGAGAUCCUGGACGAGACCACAGAGGAGUCGUUCGUUUUCCUGUGCGAGCGCUGGCUCUCGAAAAAGAAAGAGGACAAAAAGAUAGAGCGUACGCUUUAUGAGCAGAGCUACGACGGCGAGCGAAACAGCCUGGAUGGGUCAUCCCUCAGCCUGUCGAGUCAGGAUAGCAAUGCAAACCCGGACGAGAAGAAAAAAUCCAGCUUGGUCAAGGCAGCAGAAGAAGGAACACUGAUCCCGUACCACAUCACUGUCACGACGGGCACAGAAUAUGACUCCAGCACCGACAGCCGAGUAUUCAUCAUCAUCAUGGGUCCCCAGAAGGUGCAAACGGAAAGGUUGUGGCUGGAUCUCCCAGAAGGAAAAGACGAGUUUGCAGAUGGCUCCGUAGAGAAAUUCUCUGUCUGGGGCCUAGACGUUGGGGAGAUCAAAAGAGUGGAGGUGGGGCACGAUGGCGCUACCCCUGAGAGCUGCUGGCUGGUGGAAGAGCUCACCAUCGUCGUGCCCACCAAAGGCGUCAUGUACAACUUUGUCUGUAAGUGCUGGUUGGCCAGAGACAAAGGUGAUGGUCUCACCUCACGAAUCCUCAACAUCCUGGAUGCUGAGUGUGUUAACGUUGGUCUCAAGAUCCUCUACGAAGUCACGGUUGUGACGGGUGACACCGAAAGCGGCGGUACUGAUGCCAGUAUUUUCAUGACUGUCUUUGGGUCCAAUGGGAACACUGAGGAGAUGCAGCUGGAUAAAAAUGGAGUCAGGUUUGAGCGAGGCCAGGAGGACAGCUUCAUCAUGGAGAUCGCGGAUAUCGCACCCCUCAGGAAGAUGAGGGUCCGGACGGACGGGAAAGGGAUGCGCCCAGACUGGUUCCUGGAAAAGAUUGUUCUGAGGAACCUGACUAAUCAAGAAGUGGCCACAUUUACCUAUGGUGAAUGGCUGUCAAAGCUGAAAAAUGCCAAGGGAAGUCUUGUGUGUGAGAUGCCUGCUGUGGUAAAUGAUGAGCAGAUGAUGGAGGACACGACAUACAGUCUUCAAGUCAAAACCAGUGACGUUGGAGGCAAGUCCAUGGUGGAUAUUUUAUGA
Molecule: messenger RNA, 1796 nt
Organism: Mesitornis unicolor (brown roatelo)
Lineage: Eukaryota; Metazoa; Chordata; Aves; Mesitornithiformes; Mesitornithidae
Product: lipoxygenase homology domain-containing protein 1-like
Exons: 11
Molecular function (GO): protein binding
Source: RefSeq, a predicted model, not a curated record